CUUCUCACCUUCUCCAACAUCGAAACCAAUCUCCACCACCCCCACCUCCGCCCCAAUUACAACCACCACCACCGCCACCAACCGGCGAUCCCGUCCCCCUCGCCCCCUCUCCCGCCGCCGCCGCCGCCUCCUCCUCCAAUGAGCCCCAGCUCCGACACCACCUGGACCUCGAUCUCCGCUUCCCCUGCUCCGCCGCCGCCUCCGCCGCCGGUUCCUCAGUCUUCCAGCUGGGAUUUCUGGGACCCUUUCCGCAGCAAAAGAAGAUACUAUUACUCCUGCUCUAUAAGAAAAACCCAUCUCUCUGUCUCCACUCAACUCCUUUCCUCAAUAGAGAAACAGAGAGACACCUAG
Linum tenue is the source of this 351-nucleotide messenger RNA. NCBI's taxonomy places the organism in Eukaryota, Viridiplantae, Streptophyta, Magnoliopsida, Malpighiales, Linaceae. The record is from the annotation of a GenBank genome assembly.